Messenger RNA from Bombyx mandarina (wild silkworm), 1676 nucleotides. RefSeq lists its product as uncharacterized. The record is from RefSeq and is a predicted model, not a curated record. NCBI's taxonomy places the organism in Eukaryota, Metazoa, Arthropoda, Insecta, Lepidoptera, Bombycidae. Gene Ontology annotation, cellular component: nucleus. Gene Ontology annotation, molecular function: chromatin binding. Gene Ontology annotation, biological process: regulation of gene expression.
UACGUUUCUCAAAUAUAUUAAGUGUACAUUUAUGUAUUAAUAUAAAGAAUCAAUUUACAAAUCUUCGUUUGCAAUUGGUUUUAGUUGAUAGGACUAUUUCUAGGAUUCAAUAAAAAGUGAAAAAAUAUAAUCUUGUGGUUAUAUCUAACGUAUAUAAAGUAAAAUGGGUAGUGAUCGCCACCACAGUCCUGAGCGGUUUCGCAGUAGGAGUCACGAGAGACGUCGCAGUCGUGAUCGUCGUGAUCGGAGUAAAGAUCGAAGGAGAAACUGUAGUAGAGAGAGAAGUAAGGAUAGAACAGAAAGGCAUAGAGACAAGUACAAAGAACCAGAGAGACCGCGUAGAGAUUAUGACAGAGGGAAGAGUUCAUAUAGAGAGCAUAAUGGAGGAGGGCUUGGUGGAGGUCUUGGUGGUGGUCCUGGACCCAGAGGUCGGUAUAAACCUCAGGAAGAAGAAUUUUUGGAUGCAAGGCGAGAGGAGCGAGAACGAAUAGGCACACUUGGAGUUUCAGCUAUAUGGGGCAAGUCACCCACAAGGCCUGAUGAUACAGAAGAUGAACAACCUACAAAGCAAGACAGUUCUGAUCACAAACAUAAAAAAAAGAGCAAGAAAUCAAAAGAUUCCAAAGACAACACAAAGGAGAAAGUAAAAAAACUCAAAAAAAAGCUCAAAAAGAUGAAAAAGGCUCGAAAGAAAGCUAAAAAAAAAUCAAAAGGUUCCAGCAGUGACUCUAGUACAAGUGAAGAAGAGAUAUGGGUGGAAAAAGGAAAAGAGCAUGAAGUUCAACAGGCACAAUCAAAACUAUGUAAAGACAAUGAAGAAUUAUCUUCGGAGAUCAUUGGUCCAGAGGCUCGUGCGAUCGGCAGUGGAGCUCUCAGUGUUAGGGAGCUUGGUGGUGCUCUACUACCUGGAGAAGGUGCUGCCAUGGCUGCUUUUGUGGCAGACGGAAAGAGAAUUCCACGCAGAGGAGAAAUUGGACUUACAUCUGAUGAAAUUGCCUCCUAUGAAGCUGUUGGAUAUGUCAUGAGUGGGAGCAGACAUCGACGCAUGGAAGCAGUACGUAUCCGCAAAGAGAACCAGAUCUACUCGGCUGAUGAGAAGCGCGCCCUCGCCGCAUUUAGCAAGGACGAAAGGAACAAACGGGAAAACGCUAUCCUUAGCCAGUUUAGAGAUGUCCUCAAAGCCAGACAAAAACGAGAAACUUAGUACGAAUAAAUAUCUUGUGCCCCAGCAGAGACACCACUCAAUCAGGGUAUAACCCGUUUGAAGAUGGUACGCCGUUACAUUAUUGGGUUGCAAUAACCUUUUCAUCUGUAACAAAGUACACAACGAGGACUGAAAUCAACCUUUUAAUUAAUAUUUUGUGACAGGUUAUAUGCGUUUCUUUGUUGAAAAUUCCACAUUCUACCAGGUGGUAUCAUCACCUCUAUUCGUUUAGUACAGUAAAAAAAUCUCAAUAAAAAAAAUCUUCUCAUUUAUCAAUAAAACUAACUAUUAUACCUUUGCUACAAUUAAACUAAUAUGUAUAAUAAAGCAAAUCAGCACAUUUAAAAUUAUGAGCCUUAAUGUAAAUCUAUUGAGAGGAAGUGUGAAAGUGGCCCCGGUAAUCAACAAAUUAAGGAGCGGACGGUUAGCGUGGUAUGGACAUGUGAUGCGUAGAGAGAAGAUGCAUGUGACU